AUGGCGGUUGUUCUCGAUGCUUUGGCACCCUAUGUGAAGAAGAUAAUCACGGACAUGGCAAAAGAGGAGGUGCGCAUGCUGCUGGGUGUUCCCGGUGAAAUCAACAAGCUGAAGGAUAACCUGGUAUACCUCCAAGACUAUCUGGCUGAUGCUGAGAGGAGGCGCGUCACCGAUGUUAGCGUGCAGUCGUGGGAUGUCAUCCAGCCAUUGGUGUUCUGCCUGCAGAACCCUUUGUUCGCCCAUGAGACGGGUAGCCGGAUAAAGAAGCUGAACCAGGAGCUUGACAGCAUCCGCAAGGGCGCCGCUCAGUUCAAUUUCCUCAAACUCGGAUCCUACGAGGAAAAGAGGACGCCAACAGAUAGUACAGCACAAGCAAGACGCAAGACGACAUCGGGGUUCGAUGAGUCGGCUAUCGUUGGUGAAAAGAUCCAGAGGGAUACAGAGAACCUGGUGCAGAAGCUAAUAAUGUCCAAUAAUCGCCACGACAGCAGUGCCAGUACUACCAUCAAGGUGGUGUCAAUCGUAGGCCCCGGUGGCAUGGGCAAGAGCACUCUUGCCAGGAAGAUCUUGGCAAACGAGGCCAUCAAGGAGGAGUUCAAAACCAAGAUAUGGCUGAGCGUCACUCAGAAGUACGAGAAAGUGGAGCUGCUGAGGAACGCCAUCACCCAGGCCAAGAAGGAACCGGCCAAAGGGAAGGACGAGUCCUUUCUCGAGGAGACCCUCACGGAUGCCCUGUCGGCGAACAAGUUUCUGCUCGUCUUGGACGACUUGUGGACGGACGGAGCGUGGAAGGAAGUGCUCCACGUCCCUGUGGUUAGCGCUGCCCGUAAGCAACCGGGUAGCCGCGUCCUGCUCACCACAAGAAAUGAAGACGUCACACUCAAGAUGGGACACUAUCACUCGCACAGUGACCAACUCCAUGUCAGCAAACUGGACGAUGAAGAUGCUUGGUCCCUGCUCAAGAAACAGCUGCCCCGCCAGCGGCAGGUGGGUAUUGCGGGUGAUUAUGAUGAGCUGAAAGAUAUCGGGAUGAAGAUUAUUAAAAAAUGUGAUGGAUUACCGCUUGCUAUUAAGGUUAUGGGUGGACUAUUAAGCACUAGGCGUCCAAAAGAACGUGAAUGGGAGAUUGUUUUGAACAAGAAUAUUGAGUGGAAAAAAGAUGAGGCGCGGGAGGAAGAGGAACUCAACUACUCAGUUCGUUUGAGCUAUGAAGAUUUAUCUCCACAAUUGAAGCAAUGCUUUCUCUACUACUCACUUUUCCCAAAGGGUUCAGGCUUUAUAGAGGAAAGAGUUAUUAGUAUGUGGAUUAGUGAAGGGUUUGUUCAGCAUGAUGGGAGGUCAGAGUCAGGCCAACUCGAUCUUGAGGAUAUAGGGGCUGAGUAUCAUCGGGAGUUGGUUGCUAGGAACCUUUUGGAGCCCGAUGAUUCAACUGACAAUAUAUGGGACUACACCAUGCAUGACAUUGUCCGCUCAUUUGCUCAGUUUAUGUCAAGAGAAGAAGCUUUUGUGGUUCACGAGGAUCAAGCCGACAUUAGAAGUCUUCUACCAGAAAACAAAAGAUUCCGCCGUCUCUCUAUUGAUAUAGUUGAUUCAGAACUGGAGUGGUCCAUCCUAGAGCAGCAAGAAACAUUGAGAACAUUAUUAUUGAUAAGCUGUGACAUUAAACCUAUAGGUUCAUUACAAAAUUUUGCUAGUCUGCGGGUACUGGAAAUAAGCUCCGUGCAGUCUGACUGGUUAGUGGACUCUCUGUGUCAACUCAGACACCUAAGAUACUUGUCAUUGUCAUAUACAGACAUAUCUAGGCUUCCACAUGACAUCCAUAAGAUGUGGUUCCUUCAACACAUUCAGCUUGACAACUGUACAAAGUUGGAGAAGCUUCCAGAUAGCAUCACCAAAUUAGUCGGUUUAAGAAAUCUUUCCUUAACUGGGUCCAAAGUUGAUACAAUACCAAGAGGGUUCGGCGUAAAGAUGGAUGGGGACUGGUGCACUUUAGAAGAGCUAGAAGCUCUUUCACAUCUUAGAAGUCUUCAAGUCAACAGUCUGGAAAAUGUGCUUGAUAGCUCAAUUGUUACAAAGGCUGGAAUUAGAAGCAAGAAGCAUCUGGAGUAUUUGGAGUUAAAUUGGUACGUUGAUGAUGAUGAUGAUGAUGAUGAGGAGGAGGAGGAGGAGGAGGAGGAAGAGGAUGGCGAUGAUCGUGAUGACAACCAAGAUGAUGAGGUUGAGGAGCAGCAGGAGGUGGAGAAGGAAGAUGAUGAGAAGGAGGAGGAGGAGGAACAUGAGGACGAUGAGGAGAAAGAGGAGGAUGAACAAACAGAAGUUGAGAAUAUUGAUCAGGACAAAGAGGAGGACGAUGGUCAUACUGAGGAUGAUGGUUUGUGCAGAAUCCCCGGAUUGGAAGAACUGCUUAUCAGCAAUGCUCCAGCCAUCGAGCAUGUUGGGCCUGACUUUCAGAGCGUAGCAAGCGGAGAUGGAAGAAUUGUUUCUAAACCGUUCCCUGAGCUAGUAAAAUUGGAAUUGCUCGGGCUGUCCGUAUGGAAGGAAUGGAACUGGGAGAAGCACAGCGAAGCCAUAUCCAUGGCAGCUCUGGAACAUCUACAACUCACAGACUGCAAGCUGACCCAUCUUCCCCCUGGACUUGCCUGUGACUAUAGGUAUAGUCUGAGAAGCAUAUGCCUAAAAGAUCUCACACAGCUAGAAUAUUUGGAGAACUUCCCUUCGGUUGUGAAACUCGAUGUGCAUGAAUGCCCCAUGCUCAAGACCAUCAGCAGCUUCUCCAUGUUGCGGACGGUCAACAUUGAUGGUUGCCAGAAGCUGAAGGUACUGGAGGGUGUCCCGGUACUCGACAACAUGGUGUUGGAUGAUAUUCCAUGGGAUGUUAUCGGGACACCAGCCAGAUGUAGGCCCAAGGGAUAUCAAGCUGGACUGCAGCGUCAGCUCCCACAAGAUCUUACUAUUAUCAGGUAG
This is a messenger RNA of Miscanthus lutarioriparius, 2964 nucleotides long. The record is from the annotation of a GenBank genome assembly. Lineage: Eukaryota; Viridiplantae; Streptophyta; Magnoliopsida; Poales; Poaceae.